Molecule: messenger RNA, 1596 nt
Organism: Aspergillus mulundensis
Lineage: Eukaryota; Fungi; Ascomycota; Eurotiomycetes; Eurotiales; Aspergillaceae
Product: FAD-binding oxidoreductase
Exons: 3
Coding region: 1-1596 (531 amino acids)
Molecular function (GO): FAD binding
Source: RefSeq, a predicted model, not a curated record
AUGAAGUUUCUGAAGGAAACCGUCCUCGCAGUGUGCGCUGCGACUCAAGCUCUGGCCUUGCCCAGUCAAGCUCCGCCUGGUGAAAUCCAGACUGCUCUCGCGAAUCUCGGAGUGGACGUCGCUACAAUUCCCCAGUUGAGUGGCAAUCCCACAGAGAACGGCUGCCAAAUCGCUUGUAAUGCCUUGAGUCAUAUCCAUGGUUCCGAGAAAGUGAUCGCAAACAACACCACUGCCUACCAGAGCAUCACGCAUUCGUACUGGUCAGCUCAGCAGGGAGAAGUCAAGCCGGCCUGCAUUUUCGCCCCCACGGUCGACACCGAUGUUUCCAUUGUCAUUCUUCUUUCACAACUCACGCAAUGCCCGUUUGCAGCAAAGAGCGGCGGUCAUGCUGCGUUUUCCGGUGCUUCAAAUAGCCAAGGUGGUAUCACAAUACUCUUCCGUGACCUGAAUGAGAUUACCUUAAAUGAGGACAGGUCUGUUGCCUCCAUUGGGCCGGGCAACAACUGGGGCCAGGUGUACAAAGCCCUAGAGCGCCACGAUGUUACUGUUGUCGGUGGGCGCAUGUCGGACAUCGGCGUUGGAGGCCUUCUGACAGGCGGCGGUAUCUCCUAUUGCUCGAACUUGUAUGGUUGGGCCCUGGACAAUGUGGAAAGCUUCGAGGUCGUUAGCGCGAUAGAUGGAAACAUACUCACGGCAAGUGCGACCCAACACCCAGAUCUCUAUUGGGCUUUGCGAGGAGGAGGCAACAACUUCGGUCUCGUCACCAAGUUCAAUCUGUACACGUUUCCCGGCUCUUUACUCCGAGGCGGCACCCGCGUCUUCAGCGAGGAUCAGUUUUCUAACGUCAUCAGUGCGUUUGUAGACGUGGCUGAAAAGGCAAACGACGACCCUAACGCUCAGCAAUAUGUCAUGUUCGCAAAUUUGGGGGGAACAAACGUUGCAUCUGCCGAGUUGACCUAUGCGCAGAACGUCAGCAAUCCUGCCAUCUUCGAGACAUAUCAUGCAACGCCGGCUAUCUCAGACUCUACUAGCUCGCGAACUAUGUCUCAGUAUGCUGACGAUGGUGCCGCCCAAGACCCGUAUGGAAUGCGUGACGUCUUCUGGAACCGAUCGUACAAGCUGGAUGAGGAUUUCGCGAACUGGGUAGUCAAGCUGUGGCUCGCUGUUCUCCCUCGCAUCUCUAGUAUUUCCAACGCCAUGGCGGGACUUACCUUCCAGGCUAUUACAGACCCGAUACUCGAGAAAAUGACUCGUGCUGGCGGCAAUGCUCUAGGACUAGAUGAGUCAAACGGCCCGAUUCUCUUGCUGCACGUUCUCGGGAUGUGGAAUGGCGCCUCGGGUGAUGAUGCCAUCUAUCGCCUCAUCAAUGACUUCUUCGCCAAUGUCACAGCUGAGGCCGAUUCCAGGGGUCUAGGAAAUAAGUUCAUUUACAUGAACUAUGCAAGCCAUGUCCAAGAUGUGAUUGCCAGCUACGGUGCGGACAACAAGGCCAAGCUGCAGAAGAUUGCUUCAAAAUACGACCCUGCCGGUGUCUACCAGACACUUCAGCCUGGACAUUUCAAGCUGACGCGUAGUCCAGUACCUAAUCCGUACUAA